Messenger RNA from Talpa occidentalis (Iberian mole), 1880 nucleotides. Its product is annotated as meiotic recombination protein DMC1/LIM15 homolog. The record is from RefSeq and is a predicted model, not a curated record. NCBI's taxonomy places the organism in Eukaryota, Metazoa, Chordata, Mammalia, Eulipotyphla, Talpidae. The coding region runs from base 240 to 1262 and encodes 340 amino acids. Gene Ontology annotation, cellular component: condensed nuclear chromosome; nucleus. Gene Ontology annotation, molecular function: ATP binding; ATP hydrolysis activity; double-stranded DNA binding. The transcript is spliced from 15 exons. Gene Ontology annotation, biological process: mitotic recombination; DNA recombinase assembly; chromosome organization involved in meiotic cell cycle.
CGCUCAGCGACGAGCGACGGUCUCCGAGUUCGGUUCCGAGUCAGAGUCCCAGAGGACUAGCAAGCCCGGGCUGGGGGCCGAGGGGAUUCACCUUAGAAAUCUCGGGGAGACUCCGGGUAUGAGAUUGAGGAGGCGUCCUCGGCCGCCUUAGGAGGGAAUCGCGCGUCAGGAACGUGAGCGGCCGGCGCGAGCGGCCCACCGCUGAGAAUUGAUUAUUUUUCUGCUGCUCACCUUUCAUUAUGAAGGAAGAUCAAGUUGUAAUGGAAGAGCCAGGUUUCCAAGAUGAAGAGGAAUCUUUGUUUCAAGACAUUGACCUGUUACAAAAACAUGGAAUUAACGUGGCUGACAUUAAGAAACUGAAGUCAGUAGGCAUCUGCACCAUCAAAGGAAUACAAAUGACGACAAGAAGAGCCCUGUGCAAUGUCAAAGGGCUUUCAGAAGCAAAAGUAGAUAAGAUUAAAGAGGCAGCCAACAAACUUAUUGAACCAGGAUUCUUGACUGCAUUUGAGUAUAGUGAGAAGAGGAAGAUGGUUUUCCAUAUCACUACUGGGAGCCAGGAAUUUGAUAAGUUGCUAGGAGGUGGAAUUGAAAGCAUGGCAAUCACAGAAGCUUUUGGAGAGUUUCGUACUGGAAAAACCCAGCUCUCUCAUACCCUCUGUGUGACAGCUCAACUUCCAGGAGCAGGUGGCUACCCAGGAGGAAAGAUUAUCUUCAUUGAUACAGAAAACACUUUCCGUCCAGAUCGCCUCCGGGACAUUGCUGAUCGCUUCAAUGUAGACCAUGAUGCAGUGCUGGACAACGUCCUCUAUGCACGUGCAUAUACUAGUGAACAUCAGAUGGAGCUACUUGAUUAUGUAGCAGCAAAGUUCCAUGAAGAAGCUGGCAUCUUCAAGCUACUGAUUAUUGAUUCAAUAAUGGCACUUUUUCGAGUGGAUUUCAGUGGUCGUGGGGAGUUGGCUGAACGGCAGCAAAAAUUGGCUCAGAUGUUGUCACGACUCCAAAAAAUCUCAGAAGAAUAUAAUGUGGCUGUGUUUGUGACCAAUCAAAUGACUGCCGAUCCAGGAGCAACAAUGACUUUUCAGGCAGACCCCAAAAAGCCCAUCGGGGGACACAUUCUGGCUCAUGCUUCAACAACAAGAAUAAGCUUGAGAAAGGGAAGAGGAGAACUCAGAAUUGCCAAGAUUUAUGACAGCCCUGAGAUGCCUGAAAAUGAAGCCACCUUCGCAAUAACUGCUGGAGGAAUUGGGGAUGCCAAGGAGUAGGUGGAGAAUUGAUGCAAAUUGCUUCUUAGUGCUUAUUAGGAGCUGAAGAAAUAGAAAAGUAGUCUCAAAUUUCAGAUUCUGAAGUAAGAGUUUGUUUUUUUUUUCACGUUAUUAAAGUCAGCAAGAGAUUGAAAUCUUAAAUUUAUCUUAAAAGUCCUUGAUUUAUAAUAACUAUACUUUGCAUGUUAAUUCAGGAAUAAAUCUGUUGAAAAAAGUUGGGGAAAAGGCGCUUGAUUUCCUCACUUAGCUUUCCAAAGUGAGCCCUUAUAAGCAGAUAGAGAGUCUAAGAACUCAGAAAUGUCCCAUUUUCCUGCCAGGGGCCUCUUCAACAAUUAAAGAGGCAGAGACCAAAGAGGGAGUCCUGCAAGGGAAGGUUGUUUACAGGACACAAAAAAGCUCUUUUAUUUAUAAAAUACUGUAUUCUCAUCUUUAUAGCAACCAAAAAUAAACAUGAAAUUAAGCUAAAUUUUAAACCACUGACUUUUGACAAAUUGAAAUUACUUUUUUUUUAAUAGAGGCAUGCUUUAUUUAUUUGUUUGCUGGUUUGUUUGUUUGUUUUGUUUAUACAUGCACUGGGUACAGUCAGAAGUGCGGGAGGGUGAGAGAAUUCACCAGAGC